AUGGCUUCCACCUUCCUUGCUACAAUGAGCCUGGUCAUCACUCUCAUGAUGUCAGCCUCUAGUGCCACUGCUGCCGCACCUUCCACACAGAUGGUCAGCAGUGACAUUGCCACCACGGAGCAGGAGAUGCAGCGGGCGCGCUACUUCACCUUCGUCAUGCUCGUCAGGAUGGUGCAGGAGAAGAUACCACGUAACACCACCUUCCUGAUGCCCAGUGACAGGCUGCUGUCCACUGCAUCCAUCUCUGAGAGCCAGGUGCUGGAGUUCCUAUCCAGGCAUUCCAUCACUGCGCCCCUGAUGUUCAACGACCUCAUCAGGCUUCCCAAUGGAACAGUGGUCCCCACCCGCCACUUGGGUGACACGAUCACUGUAACCAACAUCAAGCAUCAGAAGCUCUACUUCAACGGCAUCGAGCUCACAAAUCCUGAUCUCUGCCACUUAGGGGAGUCAUUCAGGUGCCAUGGAAUAAAUGGAGUCAUAAGGCCAACAGCAACACGGAGAGUAAAAGCGGCAACUUGCACUCGCUACGCCACUCCAACUUCUGCAGCACCAGAGAAGACUGUGACCGAAAACCAAUCCUUGAGCACAUCUUCUCUACCAUCUCCCAACACAAGUUCUUCCACGAUCCCUGCUCACGAACCUGCAGCAGAAAGCCCUCAAAGUUCAGACACUUCUAUGUCAAAAACUGGAUUGGCUAGUACUACCCUAGUGAUAGUAUUGAUGUCUUCCAUUUUUUAA
Molecule: messenger RNA, 738 nt
Organism: Miscanthus lutarioriparius
Lineage: Eukaryota; Viridiplantae; Streptophyta; Magnoliopsida; Poales; Poaceae
Source: the annotation of a GenBank genome assembly